AUAUUAUACAUUAUUAUAUAAUGUACAUUUAUAUUAUAUUACAUAUAUAUUAUAUAUACAGUAGAGUCUCACUUAUCCAACACUCGCUUAUCCAACGUUCUGGAUUAUCCAACACAUUGUUGUAGUCAAUGUUUUCAAUAUAUCGUGAUAUUUUGGUGCUAAAUUCGUAAAUACAGUAAUUACAACAUAACAUUACUGCAUAUUGAACUACUUUUUCUGUCAAAUUUGUUGUAAAACAUGAUGUUUUGGUGCUUAAUUUGUAAAAUCAUAACCUAAUUUGAUGUUUAAUAGGCUUCUCCUUAAUCUCUCCUUAUUAUCCAACAUAUUUGCUUAUCCAAUGUUCUGCCGGCCCGUUUAUUACGUUGGAUAAGUGAGACUGUAUUGUUAUUAUAUAAUAUUAUACAUUUACAUUAUAUUACAUAUAUAUUCAUAUAUAUUCAUAUUUUAUUACAUAUAUCUCAUAUUUAAUUUUUAUUUUUUAUAGUAAUAGAUCACAUAUAUUACUGUAUUCAAAUACAUUGCAAUAUUGCUAUAAUACUACAUCAGCGGAGGAGGCGUGGCCUGGGCUUGUGGGCGGGGCCUGGAGUGUUUACAGCGCGAAGGGGGCGUGGCCUUGGCGGCGUCUCGUCGGCGGAAGAGGCGUGUCCCGAAGAAGUCUCCUCUUCCUUGUGUCCGGAGCGGAAGAGGCGUGCCGGGGUGCGCAGUGGGCGGGGCAUGCUGGGCGGAGGCGGGUCCUGCCGCCCUCCGCGGCCUAUCCUGUGAGAGCGUGAGCCGCGGAAGGGGCGUGGCGUGCCGUGAGUGGGCGUGUCCUGCGGGCGAAGUUUCUCCCUGACUUCCAGUGUGCGUCCGGCCGCCGAGGAGCGCGGAGCUCUCCCUCAGGGAAGGAAGGAAGGAAGGAGCGCGGGAUGGCGCUCUCGGGGGCCUGGGCGGCGGCCAACGGCGAGGCCAACGGCGGGUACCGCUCGGCGGCGGCGUCGGAGGAGGACGCGGCGUCGUGCUGCUCGCCCCGCGACGAGGCCGAGGCCGAGGCGGAGGCGGAGGCGGAGGAGGAGAAGGGCGGCCCGGCGGCGGACUGCGGCGUCUGCGGGGACAAGUCGAGCGGGAAGCACUACGGCGUCUUCACCUGCGAGGGAUGCAAGAGCUUCUUCAAGAGGUCCAUCCGCAGGAACCUCAGCUACACCUGCCGGUCGAACCGCGACUGCCAGAUCGACCAGCACCACCGCAACCAGUGCCAAUUCUGCCGCCUCAAGAAGUGCUUCCGGGUCGGGAUGCGGAAGGAAGCGGUCCAGCGUGGGCGCAUCCCUCCGUCGCACGCCUCGAGCCCCACGUCCCUGGCGGGCGGUGCCUCGGUGGUGCCCGUGGGGGUGGGCUCGGAGUUCUUCAACGGCCACCCGGUCCCGGAGCUGAUCUCGCAGCUGCUGCGCGCGGAGCCCUACCCGGCCUCCCGCCUGGGCUCGCAGCUGGCGCACAACGCCGCCUCUUCUUCUGGCGGAGGGGACGCAGCGGUGCCGGGGAUGCUGGGCAUCGACAACAUCUGUGAGCUGGCGGCGCGCCUGCUGUUCAGCGCGGUGGAGUGGUGCCGGGGGGUGCCGUCCUUCCCGGGCCUGCCCCCCGGGGACCAGGUGGCGCUGCUGCGCCUGAGCUGGAGCGAGCUCUUUGUGCUGAACGCGGCCCAGUCGGCCCUCCCGCUGCACCUGGCCCCGCUCCUGGCCGCCGCCGGCCUCCACGCCGCCCCCCCGCUGCCCGCCCCACGCGUGGUGGCCUUCAUGGACCAGGUGCGCCUCUUCCAGGACCAGGUCCACAAGCUCCACGCGCUCCAGGUGGACGCCGCCGAGUACAGCGCCCUCAAGGCCAUCGCCCUCUUCUCCCCAGACGCGUGUGGCCUGGUGGAGCCGGUGCUGGUGGAGGCGGCGCAGGAGGCGGCGCAGGUGGCGCUGGCGGAGUACGUGCGCGCGGUGAGCCCGUCCCAGCCGCAGCGCUUUGGCCGCCUGCUCCUGCGCCUGCCCGCCCUGCGCGCCGUGCCCGCCGCCCUCCUCUCGCAGCUCUUCUUCAUGCGCCUGGUGGGCAAGACCCCCAUCGAGACCCUCCUGCGCGACAUGCUCCUCUCCGGGAGCGCCUUCCACUGGCCCUGCCCCCCCGGCACCCCCACGCCCCCACAGUGACCCCCCCCCACCCCCACCCCCAGGAAGGACGACUGCCACUCCCAUCGCCCUGGGGGAACACAACUCCCAGCACCCCUGGUUGGACUCUGGAAUACAGAUGGACUGCAACUCCCAUCGUCCAGGGUGACUACAACUCCCAGCACCCCUGGUUGGACUCAGUGGAAAACAGAUGGAUUGCAACUCCCAUCGUCCAGGGUGACUACAACUCCCAUCGCCCUGGGGGAACACAACUCCCAGCACCCCUGGUUGGACUCUGGAAUACAGAUGGACUGCAACUCCCAUCGUCCAGGGUGACUACAACUCCCAGCACCCCUGGUUGGACUCAGUGGAAAACAGAUGGAUUGCAACUCCCAUCGCCCUGGGGGAACACAACUCCCAGCAUCCUUGGUUGGACUCAGUGGAAUACAGAUGGAGUGCAACUCCCAUCGCCCUGGGGGAACACAACUCCCAGCAUCCGUGGUUACAAUUCUGGAUAUGUACGGAUUGCAAUUCCCAUCGUCCAGGGUGACUACAACUCCCAGCACCCCUGGUUGGACUCAAUGGAAUACAGAUGGACUGCAACUCCCAUCGUCCAGGGUGACUACAACUCCCAGCACCCCUGGUUGGACUCUGUAAUACAGAUGGAUUGCAACUCCCAUCGCCCUGGGGGAACACAACUCCCAGCAUCCUUGGUUGGACUCAAUGGAAUACAGAUGGAGUGCAAUUCCCAUCGUCCAGGGUGACUACAACUCCCAGCACCCCUGGUUGGACUCA
Messenger RNA from Anolis carolinensis (green anole), 2915 nucleotides. RefSeq names its product nuclear receptor subfamily 2 group F member 6 (gene nr2f6). Lineage: Eukaryota; Metazoa; Chordata; Lepidosauria; Squamata; Anolidae. The transcript has 4 exons. Gene Ontology annotation, molecular function: zinc ion binding; RNA polymerase II cis-regulatory region sequence-specific DNA binding; nuclear receptor activity. The coding region runs from base 906 to 2162 and encodes 418 amino acids. Gene Ontology annotation, biological process: negative regulation of transcription by RNA polymerase II; anatomical structure development; cell differentiation. The record is from RefSeq and is a predicted model, not a curated record.